UGGCGUCAUCGACCCGCGCCGCCGUCCUGUCACAUGUGAGGCAAACAGACAGCUAGCCGUGUGUUCGUGUGAUAUUUCGGAUGGACGAAAGGCAAGAAGUAGAACUCCACGGAGAUGAGGAAAUCAUCGAAGUGAUCGACCUGAACAGCGCGGAGCCUGAACCCGAGGAUUUGGCGGAUGAAUUGGAAGAUGUUGACUUUGAGGACUCGGCAAACCAGGUGGAUGAUGAAGGCUGGGAGACUGAGGACGAGAUGGAGGCGGAGGAGGAGCAGGACGACAGUGAGCUGACCUUUUCCAAACACACAGGGUCUGUGUUCUGUGUCAGUCUGGACCCGGCCACCAACAGUCUGGCCGUCACGGGGGGAGAGGAUGACAAGGCCUACGUUUGGAGAGUGAGUGAUGGCGAAGUCCUGCUGGAGUGCGCUGGGCACAAAGACUCUGUGACAUGUGCCACGUUUAGUCACGACUCGGCUCUGGUGGCUUCCGGUGACAUGAGUGGUCUCAUUAAAGUUUGGAAAGUGGAGACAAAAGAGGAGAUCUGGUCCUUUGAAGUGGGAGAUCUCGAGUGGCUGGAGUGGCAUCCCUGUGCUCCGGUGCUGCUCGCCGGGACUAAUGACGGUAACGUGUGGAUGUGGAAGAUUCCGUCAGGAGACUGCAAGACCUUCCAGAGCUCUGCGUGUCAGGCCACUUGUGGCAAAAUCCUGCCCGAUGGCAAACGUGCUGUGGUGGGCUACGAUGACGGGACGGUGAGAGUUUGGGAUCUGAAGCAGGGCAAAGCCAUCCACACUAUCAAAGAAGGACACCAGGGGGCGCUCACCUGCCUGGCCGCCAAUAAGGACGGCUCACUGGUGUUGACUGGGUCGGUGGACGGCUGCUCCAAACUGGUGAACACAACCACAGGAAAGGUGUUGGCGGCGUUUUCAGCAGAUGGAGCACAGACGCGAGUUCCCAAUGAUGAAGGGGAAACCAACUCUGUGGAGUCUGUGGGCUUCUGUAACAUACUCCCCCUGGUGGCAGUUGCGUACCUGGACGGAACCCUAGCCGUCUUUGACUUGACCACACAGGCCUUGAGGCACCGCUGCCACCAUGAGGCGGGACUUGUUCAACUGCUGUGGGAGGAGUCUUCGUCCGUGGUGUCCACCUGUUCUCUGGACGGAGCUCUGCGAUUAUGGGACGCUCGCACCGGCAGCAUGAUAUCGGAGUACCGCGGACACGCAGCAGAGAUCCUGAGCUUCACCAUCAACAGGGACGCUUCUCUGGCUGUGACGGCGUCGGGAGACAACCAAUCCAAAGUCUUCUGUCUCCAGAGACCUGAUCGAUAGAAGAGCCAGGAAAUAAGGAAGACCUCAUCAUGAAAUUUUGAAAAACUGCUCAUUUUAUUUUUAAUGCUGAUUCAGCUCUGUUAACCACGAGGAGGCUGAAGUCUGCAGGGAAGCGCCCUCUUGUGUUUGAGUGGUGCAAAAACAUCCAAGUGUACAUAGAAACAUGAGCAACAAUUGUCAUGACAGAAUUGCCCCCUGGACUCCAGUGUUGGAGACGAAGCAACAUAAACUAAUGUGGUUCCGUUGUCUGUCGUCGUCAUUAUCCCGACACUGUCACAUUUUUGUUCAUAUUUCAGACUGAAUUAGAAUAUCUCUUCAUUCUUAUGUCAUCUGAGGUUUUAAUUUCAACACGUUAUAUGGGAGAGAAUUAGUACUGAAUGGCCUUAUCUCUCAUGCAUUAUUACUACAUUUGUAAGGAUUUAUUUCGAUGUUAUGAAUGUUCAUAUUCAUGUGUGUCAACUUAUGACAAGGUUAUUAAGUCUUAUAAGAAUGUUGUUAUUGUGUUUCUAAUAUCAUCCUGUGUGGUUAGCAUUAGGCUUAUGGUAAAGGCUUUAUUACUUUAUUAAAACCACCACUUGUGUUUUAUAAACCUUCUCCUAUGUCACCAUACAUGAUGAUGAACAUUCAUAACGUCUUCUGUGAAGACUUGGAAAUGAAUUUGGAUGUGUUAUGAAAGUAGUAAUGCAGUGUAGUACAGAUUUAUUUUACUGAGUGUGACUCAUUUAAAUGAUUAAAUGUUGCUUAUGAAUCAGUCAAACUGAUC
Molecule: messenger RNA, 2085 nt
Organism: Synchiropus splendidus (mandarinfish)
Lineage: Eukaryota; Metazoa; Chordata; Actinopteri; Syngnathiformes; Callionymidae
Gene: aamp
Product: angio-associated, migratory cell protein
Exons: 11
Coding region: 81-1322 (413 amino acids)
Cellular component (GO): cytosol
Molecular function (GO): protein binding
Source: RefSeq, a predicted model, not a curated record